GUUUGCAAAUGAGUAUAGUCUAAGGUCCAAGGUUUAGGGAGUUGCUGAGGAUAUCUGAGUGCAGCGGACUCAGCUGACAGUUUGACACUGACAUGAUGGGAAGGCUCACGGUGACGGCGCUGGUCCUCCUGGUUCUCUGCAUCUGCAAGACAUUAGGACAGUCCUGUGAAGGGAACUGUGGGAAUGCAUUAGCCUUGUGUUCAUGCCACACAACAUGUGGGUCUCUGAAAAACUGCUGCAGUGACUACAAAGAGUACUGCGUGGAUUUCUUGCCGCACUCCGGUUCAAUUUUCGGCGGGACAGACUUUCUCAUCUUAAAUGCAAAAUUCGGUAACAAUUCACAGAUUGUUUGCAGGUUCGAUGAUCGUAUAAAUACUGUGGGGUAUGUGGAUGAAAAGAGCAGAGGCCACUGUAUCUCCCCAACGUUAUAUGAAACGGGAUGGAUUCCUGUGAGCAUAUCCUCAGACAAUGGCACCACUUUUCGUCAGGUUGGAGCCUGGCUUUCAGUACACACCGGCAAGUUAUCGUCUCGUUUCAAGGCGAUUCUAAACAACUCAACAAAGUGGCAGUACUACGGCACGCCUGGUGUCGGAGGCAAUCUUGAAGUGAAAUGGAAUACCUCUUUGGUCAGAGGAGAAAGGGUCAAUAUAGAGCUCUGGGGAUACAGUGAGACAGGACAGUCCUACACAGACUCCUGGCGGGGCGAGUGGCAGUAUCUAUACUCACUUGGAAAGGAUCAACCCAACAGCGGCUCCUUCACCUUUUUGCCCAAACCAGCAGAGAACGGCUUCUCAAACUGGGAGCUCGGCUCUGUGCGCAUUAGCGCCAGCUCCCACCCCGACGGCAUGUGGAACGUCCAAGCGGCGUGGACCGAGGAUCACGCUCUGGCCUGGCAUCUGGAGGAGAAGUUCAGGCAGGACUCAGUUGCUUGGGCCGUGGACAAAUGUGUAAAAUGGGACGAGCUGGAAAAUAAGCUGCCCAACUUCCUCAGUGAGAUCAUCGACUGCCCCUGCACCCUGGCUCAAGCGAGGGCAGACACGGGGAGGUUUCACACGGACUAUGGCUGUGACAUAGAGAAAGGCAGUGUGUGCACGUACCACCCUGGGAGCGUUCACUGUGUGAGGGCUAUACAAGCCAGUCCCAUGUAUGCAGCAGGACAGCAGUGUUGCUACGACAGCACCGGUGCUCAGGUUCUGACAGCUGACUCCAUUGGGGGUAGUACCCCAGACCGAGCACACGACUGGGGCUCGCCUCCCUACAAGAACCCCCCUCGAAUCCCCGGAUUUUCCCACUGGAUCUAUGACGUCCUCAGCUUCUACUACUGCUGCCUCUGGUCUGACAACUGUCACUACUACUUCAAACACCGGCCCUCCAGCGACUGCAGGCGUUACCAGCCACCCAACUCGGCCGUGGUAUUCGGAGAUCCCCACUUCAUAACAUUUGACAGCGUCAGCUACUCCUUCAACGGCAAAGGGGAGUACACUUUGUUGACCUCAGAGAAGAAAAAGCUGACAAUCCAAGGCAGAACUGAACCAGUGAAUGCCACAAUAAAAGCAACAAAGUUGUCGGCUCUGGCCAUGAGAGAAGCCUCUUCGGACAUUAUUGAGGUGCGGCUGGCCAGCGGUCACAAUGGCCUGGAAGUGCUGCAGAAUCAAAAAACCCUCUCCUUCUCAGAGCAGAUCUGGAUGGACUUGCACGGUGUGUUCGUGUUUUCUCCGACCUCCGCUAACGUGACCGUGAUGUUCCCCUCCGGAGCCGGGGUGGAAGUGCGGAGAAGGGGGGAAACCAUGACGACCACCGUCCUCCUGCCAGACGACUUCAAAGACUCAACUCUCGGGCUGCUGGGAAAGAUGAAUGGCGACGCCAAAGACGACCUCGCUUUUAGCGACGGUCAGCUCGUGCAGGACCACAGCGAUCCGGACGAGCUGUUCCGCUUCGGGGCAAGCUGGGCUGUAUCCAACCAGUCGGCCCUGUUCACAUACGAUUCGAAAUACCUUUUAGACACAUAUUUCCAUGCUCCCAGACAUGAUGCCAGUUUUAUUCCAGUGUUUUCUACCCCUGAGAGUGCAGAUGAUCCUCUGAACAAUCAGGCAGCAGAGAUUUGCACCGGAGAGGGCUCUCAGUUCUGUAGGUAUGAUAUCCUGGUAGGUCGCAGCCCAGCUAUGGGAAAUGCAACCAGAAUCUCUUUCCAGAGUCACAUUUCACUCGUAUCUGAUCUAAAGCCAGUGAUAACCUGCGGGUGGCUUCCACCACCAAACAAUGGGAAAAGACACGGGACCACGUAUCUACAGGGAGCUACGGUGCGGUUUACCUGCGACGAGGGCUACUCUCUCCAAGGAUCAGCUGAGCGGACGUGCCAGGGCAGCGGCCAGUGGACCGGAGAAGAGACAACCUGCGUGGUUUCUAGUAACAUCGCAGGGAUCGUGGCUGGUUCGGUCAUUGGCGCCCUGGCACUGAUCUUAAUCAUAACAACAAUUGUGCUCCACUCCAAAAAGCAGAAAAGGAAACAGCGUAAAGAGGGAGAAAGUGAAGCCUUCUAAUGCUCGCAGGAAUCCUUAACGCAUUCAUAUUUUCAUCUACUGUAAAAUGACUGUAUAGAAAAAAUAGAAAAUCUAAAACAAUCAUAUUUAAAUAUCAGAUUUCUUACACACAUAUUGCCUACUCCAGACAGAAGAUACAAACAAUAUGUUUUUACUUUGACCGCAGACCUUGUAGAUUACACCCACGCACAAUUAUAACAUGUGGUCGAGCAAAGUUCUCAGCAUGGUUAAACAGUAACUACAUACAACACAUAGUGUGGACAAAAAAGUGUGUAGCACUCAGUGCUGUAUUUUCAAUUUUAACUGUGUUAUGGGUUUAUUAGUUCAUAAACUUUGUUGUUCCAGCGCUCCGUGUAAAAAUGACUGUAUGCCUCAUUCAGUAAUAAGCUAAAUGAUAAAACUCCAACAAAGUACUACUGUACUCACUGUGUAAACACUCCACUUUGUUAAAUAAAAUGACUCUGUACUAUG
This is a messenger RNA of Mugil cephalus (flathead mullet), 3011 nucleotides long. RefSeq names its product sushi domain-containing protein 2-like. The record is from RefSeq and is a predicted model, not a curated record. The transcript has 16 exons. Bases 93 to 2540 code for a protein of 815 amino acids. Lineage: Eukaryota; Metazoa; Chordata; Actinopteri; Mugiliformes; Mugilidae.